This is a messenger RNA of Haemonchus placei, 4221 nucleotides long. The record is from the annotation of a GenBank genome assembly. NCBI's taxonomy places the organism in Eukaryota, Metazoa, Nematoda, Chromadorea, Rhabditida, Trichostrongylidae.
AUGGAAAUCUUGCCCCAGCUCCACAUGUGCGCCACGCAGAGCACCAGUAGCCGGCUAGGCUAUCGAACAAUAGCUGAGUUCAUUGUCAAAUCAGCGGGGGCAGCACUCAGUGGUUCCAUAUGGGGUCAUUAUGAGAUUUUCCGACGUCGAAUCAAUCAGAAACGCUUUGAAUUGCGCAACCAGGACGGCCCACACAGAGAAGCAUUGGAGAAUGGAAAAGUGGCUGGGGUGCGGCCUCCUGAUGGAGAUGGAAGCAAAGUAUGUUGUACAGAGGAAUUUCAUGGUCUUAAUCGACCUCUUCUAGCUCGUAUCCAAGGCCUUCGUAUUGAAGUCGAGGACGUUGAUGAACCGCCGGCAUUUGUCAACGGACCAGUACCGUUUCUUGCUGUCGUACCACUAGAGACACCAGUGGGAUUCCACGUCUACAAAUUUGUGGCUCGCGACGAAGGAGGAGAUGGAGACGAUGAUGUCGAGUACCGAUUGAUUAACACGGAGCCUCCUGGAAUGUUCACGGUGGACACAAACACAGGCGUAGUGCGUACAGCCGUGCGGCAGUAUAGAGAAGGACAAACCUAUCGAGUGCUUGUCCAAGCGGUUGAUAAAACACCCUCGGACAACUCCACGAAACAGGUGUCGGAAGUAGCAAAACUGGAAAUUCUUGCGGGUGAUCGGCCACCUCAGUUUCUUCAACAGCACUACACUGUUUCCUUGCCUGAAGACACUCUUGUUGACUACAGUGUCGUCGACGUUAGAGCUCAUCGCUUUCGAGCUAUCGACGAUCGGCGCUCAAAAGGCGAGCUCAUCUACUCGGUAUGGAGUCAGCAUGGUGGCCAACGUGAACCUACUUCAAUGUUCGGCAUCGAUCCAAAAACCGGUGUCAUUCAUCUCAGACGACUACUGGACUACGACGAUCCAUCACAGCCCAAACUACAUAAACUCAUCGUCAUUGCCAACGAAGAUGACAAAGAAUCGAGUGUAACGGUGGACGUGCAAAUCGCCGACGUCAAUGACAAUGCUCCAGUAUUCAGCCGUCCAUUGUAUACAACUCAGGUCCGAGAAGACUUCGAUAUUGGGAAGCCUAUUCUUACAGUUAGAACAGAGGAUAAGGAUUCUGGCGAUAAUGCCAGAGUGAAGUAUUCGGUUGACAACGACAACUUUACGAUCAAUGAUCUGGGAGAAAUCUCGGCUAAGAAUCGAUUGGAUGCUGAUCAGUUCAAAGAACGUUUCUUCAUCUAUCGAUUCAAUGUCACCGCCACUGACUUUGGAAAUCCACCGCUAAGUUCGAAUGCAACGGUGCAUAUUCGGACAGAAAACACCAAUGACGAAGCGCCUGUGUUCUUCCCAACUCGGCACUAUACCGCCUAUGUGGCCGAAGACGCUCAAGGCGGAACACCGGUCGUUCAAAUUCAGGCACGAGAUCCGGAUCGAGACCAGGUCGAAUAUGCGUUUGUGGAUGGAGCAGGGAUUGAAACUUACGAAACAAAGUUGUUCCACAUCGACAAGGACACUGGUUUAAUCAAACUUCGACCAGGAGUUCAAGCCACUGAUCUACUUCGAAAUGGCUCUCCUUAUAACCUGACAGUAAUCGCUCGUGAUGAUGGAUCAUGCUGCUCCACAAAAUCGCCUAGGCAUACAGCUUUAGCCACAGUACUAAUAGGCAUCGAGGACGUCAACAACAACAAGCCAGAGUUUCGCGAUUGUGCCAGUUAUGGAGAAUUGGCGAAAAUUCAAGAAGGUGUCUACAAAAAGAAUCCACCUACUAUUAUCAAGGCUAGUUUUAUUACACUGAAGUAUCUUAAAACCAGUGAGGUUGAAGCAACCGACGAGGAUUCCUCAUCAAAUGGUCAAAUCGUCUACUCGCUGUACUACGCGCAAAGCGAAUCAAGGAAACCAUUUGUCAUCGACAAGUUGACCGGUGUUCUCACACCCUCACCUCAUGUCAUUUUUGAUCGAGAGACUCGUCCAAGGGAGGAUGUAACUGUAAAGGCCACCGAUCGAGGUGAUCGCCCAUUGAUCGGGUUCUGUCAGUUCUCGAUCGAGGUAGUCGACGUCAACGACAACGCUCCACAAUUUGAUCGAGCCUCAUAUGAAACAAGUAUAUCGAGGAGUGAGGCUGUCGGCACAUCAAUCCUCACGGUUUUCGCAUUCGACACAGAUGCUCCACAUAAUGCCAAUGUCACUUAUCACCUUGAGGCGGAUCCAUCGGCUGGAGACGAACAUCUAAAUGACACAAGCUUUUUCAAGAUUCUAAAUGAGCAUUCAGGAGAGAUAACACUUGUCAAGUCAAUACCAAGAGAUCAGAAGGACAAGUUUAUCUUCAACGUGAUCGCCGACGAUAAUGGUAUUCCGGAAGCUCAACGCUCAACCGUUCAGGUAACGAUUAAAGUUCAUGAGAAACAGCAAUCGGCUCCUCGUUGGCAGACGAGUCCCGACUGUAAGAACGAAGUCACAGUAGUUGAGAAUGGCGAGAUGAACAAGGUCCUUCUACGUUGUCGAGCUAUAGCAGGGGACGGAUCGAAGAGCUCUAUAGUCUAUAAGUUGAGCAAUGGCGGUGUUAUACGACCAGGUAAAGCUGAUGCGAAAUUCCGUCAAUUCAACAAGAUCGAAGACGGAAGAGAAUGGGUCGAAGUUGUUAUCAUGGAACCGCUGGACUACGAACAAGCUCAGAACUAUACGCUCACUCUCACCGCCACGGACGUGAAUUCUCAUGUAUCUUCAUCACGCAUAAUCACGGUUCUUGUAAAGGAUGUGAACGAUGUUGUACCGCAAUUUACAGUAGACCUGUUCACAGGAACUGUCGACGAGGAGCUUACACCAGCUGAAUACAUGGAAAAAUUUGAACGUAAACCGAUCACUAGCGUGAAGGCUGUCGAUACGGACUCUGACGGCCCACAGAAUGAAGUGCAUUACCGAAUUCUCGAUGUACCCGACCCAAUGGGAGCACAACUUUUUCGUAUCGACGAGCUGACUGGAGAGAUUUGGCCAAAUGCCAAGUUUGACCGAGAGCAGAAGGACAUGUACAUUCUUACUGUAGAAGCUCGUGACAACUUACCUUCGGCUCUACCAGGGGCAGUUGGUCCAAACAAAGACAAUGUAAAAGUUCAAAUUGUGAUUGGUGACGUCAACGACAACGCACCGUCAUUCGAUGAGCCAAAAUACAUAGGGAAGGUGCUAGAGAAUGCUGAUCCCGGUCAUGACAUCAUCACCGUCAAAGCGCAUGAUUUGGAUAAACAUUCCACUUUGCGUUACGAUGUGGUAGCAGCUCAAGGUGGCCGGAUUCCAUUUGGUGCCCGAACGGAUAGUGGGGCGAUUUUUGUUAAGGAACCUCUCGAUUAUGAACAAGAAUCGGUUUAUCACCUACGGCUACUGGUCUCUGACGGUCGCCACAAUGCCUCUACCGAUGUGUUCAUCUACGUUGAAGAUGUUAACGACAACGCACCCGUCUUUGAACAGCCAAGCUACUCGACAACAAUUCUUGAGGAGGACCCUGAUAUACCAAAAGUCCUUUUCCAUGUGAAGGCAACCGAUGCGGACAAGGAUGAGAAGAGUCGGCGCAUUAUUUACUUACUGGAAGGACAAGGUGCUGGUGAAUUCUUCAAAAUCGGUCGUGAGACGGGUGAAAUAGAACUUAUGAAGGCUUUGGAUCGUGAUCCACCAAAUGGUGUUCCUUCGUGGAAUUUCAUUGUUCAAGCUAUUGAUGACGAUGGCCGUGGUUUGAUUGGUUAUGCUGAUGUACAGGUGAAUUUGAAAGACAUCAACGACAAUGCUCCUAUUUUUGCCGACGAUCUGUAUGGCUACGUGGAGGAAAAUCGUCAACCGCAAUCACGUGAUGGUGUAUACUUUAUGGAUGUACGAGCUACUGACUAUGACGAUCCUACCAGUGAUAAUGCCCGUCUUGCGUACAGUAUCGUAUUGAAUAAGGAGAUCAAUGGGCAGCCUGUUUUCCGGAUCGAUCCCAGCUCUGGAAAGAUUUUUGCCAUGCGAGCUCUGGAUCGAGAACUGCCAUCGGAACGUGAAUUUGUCAUUGAAGUUCGUGCCACUGACCACGGAACACCGCCACGUGAAGGUGCUGCCAACGUAACCAUAAAAGUGCUGGACAAAAACGACAAUCCGCCUAUGUUUGAACGUACGCAAUACGAUGCAACCGUCUUGGAGACUGCUCCCGUAGGCUCGGCGGUGAUCAGCGUUUCUGCUACAGAUCCCGACGACGAGGCGAUGUAA